This is a messenger RNA of Drosophila arizonae, 2979 nucleotides long. RefSeq names its product striatin interacting protein (gene Strip). NCBI's taxonomy places the organism in Eukaryota, Metazoa, Arthropoda, Insecta, Diptera, Drosophilidae. Gene Ontology annotation, cellular component: cytosol. The record is from RefSeq and is a predicted model, not a curated record. Gene Ontology annotation, biological process: cytoskeleton organization.
AAUCACGAAUAUGACAUGGUCUGGAUACACUAUAAAUUGGUGCGGAAACCGAAAAAUGAGGGCGAAGGCGUCAUUAUGAACGUCGGCAUCUUGGCCAAGCUCUACAGACAGGCGCGUAUGGCCAUCAUGGAGGAUACUCACGACGUGGACGCCAAUUGCGAUGGCCCCGAUCUAGAUUUCGUUUACGCCGAUGUGGAUAGCUAUCAAAAUGAGAUCGCCGAACUUUACAGCUACACUGAGUUCAGUGAAUUCCAAAUGAAUGUUAAGGCAUUCGAGGACCAAAUGGAACUAUAUGAUUUGCCACCGAAUUGGCAGAAACAGGACGCGAGCUCGCAACGCAGCAUUGUGAUGAAACUAAUGGAUCAAUUGGAAGUCUCCGAUCGUUCCUUCCGCAUGCAGGCGGCUCGGUGCAUUCUCUAUCUGGCUCAAGGCUGUUGGGCCGAAGUGCAAUCCGACGAGGAACAGCAUCAGAAUACUCGCGACAAUGUCAUCGUACUCUAUCAGCUGGGCGUGUUCUCCUCGUUUAUUGAUUUGCUCAACAUGGAGAUCGAAACAGCAUGCUCUCCAGAUAUUGUGGCAGUGAAGAUAACAAAUGUGACACUAGUUGAUUCCACUGAUAUCCGAGUCAUACUCUCAGUACUGUACAUCAUAACGGAGACAAUACGCGAUGAACGGGAGAAAGGCAGCGAGGACUACAAGCAGCUGGCCGAGUCAUUCGUGCAGGAGAUCAACAGCCCACUGCCCGAUGGGGAGCUGCUCGCCGUCAAAUUGCUGGGCAUGAUCACGCGCUUUUGCAGUGGUGCUGCACCACAGUUUCCCAUGAAAAAGGUUGUUCUGCUGCUGUGGAAGGUUUCCCUUCUGGGACUUGGAGGCAUGGAUGUGCUGAAGAAUCUCAAGAAUGAGUACAGAGCGAAGGUCGGGCUGGAUCCGAUCACCGAGGACACACUGGAGGUGACCAAAUGCAUGCGUGCGAGUUCGCCGCCCGCAACAGCAACGGAUAUAUUAGAGAAUCAAUAUCCGAAAAGGAACUUCAAGCGCUCACUGAUGAAGCAGCGCUUUUUGGACGAACCAGAGCAAAUCGACAUGGAGAUGUCUGGCAAUGAGGGUGGAACGAAUGCCAACAAUGGAAAUUCAAGUGCAGGAAGCGGGUCUGGCAAUGGCGAAGACGAGCUCUCCCAAUACUAUCGGCCUUUUGACGAUCCCUCCGCUUCCACCUCGGGCAACAGCAACAACAGCACUGCAUCAGCUAAUCCAAACAAUCAACCAAGUAACAUGCAACCGCCAGUCACAGUGCCGGCUGUGCAGAUAACGCCGCGUUUGCCAUGGACACCGAAGGUGCGCCAGAAGGAUAUCGAUCAAUUCCUGGAUAUAUCGCGCAACAAGUUCAUUGGCUACUCUUUGAUUGGCGAUCACGAGAGUCUAGCAGGUCUGCCGCAGCCCAUUCAUGAGGGAUUCAAGACGCUGCAGCGUCACAUGUACGUGAGUUUGGCCGAUGUGCAGAUCAAGAAGGAGGAGGACAUCGCACGUAAUCCAAUUUCAACGCACGAGGAUGAAAUCAAGCUGACACCAGCCGAGAUACUCUACCAAGCGAUACUACCAAAUUUGCCACAGUAUAUGAUUGCGCUAUUAAAGGUCUUGCUGGCCGCUUCGCCCACAUCCAAGUCGAAGACCGAGAGCAUCAACAUCAUGGCCGAUGUGUUGCCGAAGAAGAUGCCGCUGACGGCUACACAGUCAACGAAGUUGACCGUCGACAUGGGACGCCACAAGGAGAUCAUCGUGAAGGCUGUAUCCGCUAUAAUACUGCUCUAUCUGAAGCAUUUCAAGAUUAACCAUGUCUACCAGUUCGAGUUCAUGUCGCAGCAUUUGGUUUUCGCCAAUUGCAUUCCGUUGGUGCUGAAAUUCUUCAACCAGACCAUUACAGAGUAUGUGAACACGAAGAAUUCGAUACCAUUGCUGGACUUUCCGUCGUGUGUGAUUGGCGAACAGCCGGACCUAAGUGGAGAUAGCUUCGUUUAUGGCGGCGAGAUGUCUGACAAGCCCUACUCCUGGCGCAAUGUCUUCUCCUGCAUCAAUCUGCUGCGCAUACUCAACAAGCUGAUCAAGUGGAAGCACUCGCGCGUUAUGAUGCUAGUCGUGUUCAAGUCGGCGCCCAUAUUGAAGAAGACGCUCAAGGUGCGACACGCGAUGAUGCAGCUGUAUGUGCUGAAGCUAUUGAAGAUGCAGACCAAGUACUUGGGUCGCCAGUGGCGCAAAUCCAACAUGAAGACUCUGAGUGCCAUCUAUGCGAAGGUGCGGCAUCGUCUCAACGAUGAUUGGGCCUUUGGCAAUGAUCUCGAGUCGCGACCCUGGGACUUUCAGGCGGAGGAGUGCACGCUGCGCGCUUGCGUCGAUCGCUUCAAUUUGCGUCGUUACCCGGAAGCGACGCAAAAGUGCGGCGCCGGUGGCGGCGUCGGCAGCGGCAACAACGGGACGGCCGCACAGAAUGCCGAGAAUGCGCAGCAGUCGAACAUGCACGCGGGCAAUGGCAGUGGGGAUCGAGAUUCCAAUGGCUAUGGCAACAAUGGGAGCAGCGGUGGGGGCGGAGUUGGCAACAAUAGCAGCGGCCAACAGAAUCAACAGCUGCACGAUUAUGGCGUCGAAGGUGGCUUUCCCAGCGAUGAGAUACUCACGCAUUCAGAUUUUGCAUUCUUUGGCCAUUCCGGCUGGUGGGAUCGCAAGGUGGAGCUAACUGAUUACUUUAAGGCCAACUAUGCCGUUUGGCUAGAGGAGGAGGUAUACAAUAGUCAAACCGACUGGGAUGCGCUUUAAGCUGCCAUUUGGGACUUGCAGCGUGACCCGCAUAUUUAAGAAUAAAGUUAUUAACAUACUUCUAAGCAUAUAUAGUUGACAAAUUGAUAUAAUCGAAUCCAAGCCGUAGUCGGCACCAACUAAACUACUCAUUCAAACCCAUUGGCAAUAAAUUCGUGCAUGCAGAGCUAA